Molecule: messenger RNA, 1574 nt
Organism: Propithecus coquereli (Coquerel's sifaka)
Lineage: Eukaryota; Metazoa; Chordata; Mammalia; Primates; Indriidae
Gene: MLLT11
Product: myeloid/lymphoid or mixed-lineage leukemia (trithorax homolog, Drosophila); translocated to, 11
Exons: 2
Coding region: 1072-1344 (90 amino acids)
Biological process (GO): positive regulation of mitochondrial depolarization; positive regulation of DNA-templated transcription; positive regulation of release of cytochrome c from mitochondria
Cellular component (GO): cytosol; nucleoplasm
Source: RefSeq, a predicted model, not a curated record
CUGCUCUUCGCCGGCAUCAAGGCGUCCAGCUACAGCUGAUGGGGGGCGGGGGUGUCCUGCUCCGCGGCCGCCGGUGAGGGGUUCCCGGGCUCGCUCCUCCGCGCGGUGGGGGAGCCGAGGGCGGGCCGGCAGAGGUGGGGCUGGCGGAGGGCGGAAGCGGCAGCGACGCGAUUACGAAACCCGUCCGGCUCCGAGCCGAGAGCACAGCUCCCCCCUGGACUGCUGAGGCACUGCACAGUGGAGGGACAUGGGAGGGGGCCUCCGCAGGCCCCGAGGGCCGCCGCCAUGCCCGGGGAGUCGGAGAAUGUGGACGCCUCGAUGAGGGCUUGACACCCAACCUGGGGACCCCGGAAUCGCAGGUUCCCUUUGCGCGCCAGGGCUUGCGGGGCAAUACGAAGUGGAACCCCCAAAUCCUCCAGACCUAACCAAGUUCAGAGAUUCGCAGAAGCACCCCGCCCCCCAAUCUCUUGUGCUCUACCCGAGAUGGAAUAAGGCUAGGUUUAUUUAUCCAUUGUGACGGUGGAGAGACGAGUCGGGAGGAGUAGGGAUUGGGGGAAGGGGUGCAGAAUUUUUCUGAUUCUCAAGAACACCUAGUAACCUGAAGUCCUUAAAUUGGGGAAGAAAGGGACACUCCUCCUUUCCAUUGUUGUCUAGUGUUAAUAUUUUUAAUCCAUAAACCUAAAUUUGGAGGACAAUUGCCUGCUCAUUCAUUUCACCCCCAGUCAGCACGGGGGUGCUGGAAAAGAUGCGGAAUGAUUGUGUAGACCAAUAAGCCUACUGAGAUGCUUUUAAUCCUCUCUCUCCCUCCCUGAAGUGUUCUGGAACCUAUCAUUUGAAUUAGCCGAGUCAGGCAGGGAGGGGGCGGGAGUCCUUCCGCCCUUCUUAGGAGGGGCUGCAUUGCAGGGGGAGACUGAGCAGAUUCAGUCACUGAAGAGGGAGAGCGAGUGAGAAGACAAAGCCGUCAAAGCCCCAACAGCUUUCUUUUUCUCCAGCGCGGAACAGACCCCGGAGCCCCCGAGGCACUCCCUCCAUCUUUGGAACACGCUGGUAAUUCAUUGAUAACAGGAGGCUAUGAGGGACCCUGUGAGUAGCCAGUACAGCUCCUUUCUUUUCUGGAGGAUGCCCAUCCCAGAACUGGAUCUGUCAGAGCUGGAAGGCCUGGGUCUGUCAGAUACAUCCACCUUCAAGAUCAAGGACAACAGCGUUGGCAAAAUGACCGGGCAAGCAACUGGAGCAGAGCAGGAGAAAAACCCUGAAGAUGAUGCCCUUCUUGAGUACAGCACCUUCAACUUCUGGAGAGCUCCCAUUGCCAGCAUCCACUCCUUUGAAUUGGACUUGCUCUAAGGCCAAGACUUCUCUCUCCCACCACCUUGCCCUCAUUGUCUUCCCUUUCAAGCCCUUUCCUUUCUACCCCUUUGCCAUUUUAAUCUUGUUCUCUCUCUUCUAUUGUGUUGGUGGUGCUGAUGAAUCUGCCAGAGUUGAGUUGUAUUUAUUUAUUUAUUUAUUUAUCCAUCUAUCUACUCCACGUUUCUCAAAAGCCCUCAAGCCACAAAGUAAAGGGGUCAAGCAAUGGA